AGCGCCUCCAUCCAGCAUUCGAGCACGUACGUACGCACUAGCGUGGCCUCGCGAGAUCGACGGAGUCCAGCUAAGGCGAGGGAUCGGUUGCCCGCCGGCGUGCCUCGCCGGAGAGUGGCGGUAUACGCACGCUUCGACCAUUGUGAUGGACCAGCGGGCGGCCUGCGGCGGCGAAGGAGGGGGCGUCCAGCGGCGGCGGCCGUACAAGGGCGUGAGGCGGCGGCAGUGGGGGAAGUGGGUGUCGGAGAUCCGGGUGCCCGGGACGCGGGAGCGCCUCUGGCUCGGCUCCUACGCCACCGCCGAGGCGGCCGCCGUCGCGCACGACGCCGCCGUCUGCCUCCUCCGCGGCGGCGCCGGCGGCGGCCUCAACUUCCCGGGCCGCGCCGCCGCCUACGGCCGCGUCCUCCACCACGGGGGCGCGGGCCAGCUGCUCUCGCCACGGUCGGUCCAGCGCGUGGCGUCCGACGCUGGCAUGGCCGCCGACGCGCAGCUCGUGGAGCUGCGCGAGAGGGUCCCCGCGCCGCCCGGCCAGGAGACGGCGCCGGACGGUGGCAUUGACGCCGUGCAUGGUGGUGCUGGUGCCGGAGAGCAAAUGGCAUACGGUGGUACUGGUACGAGGAGCUACAGCCCCGGAAGCGAGCAGCUCGUCUACGGGGAGCUCAGUGUGGACGACAUGGAGAUCGUGACGAUGUUGCAGCUAGUGUAGUUGUAGAUAGUUAACUUUGGCAGAUCAAUAGCGUUGCAGAACCAGCAAGUAUUUAUUUUUUUGGCAUAAAAAAAUCAGCAAGUAUAUAUGA
Messenger RNA from Triticum aestivum (bread wheat), 797 nucleotides. Its product is annotated as ethylene-responsive transcription factor ERF019-like. Bases 146 to 706 code for a protein of 186 amino acids. Gene Ontology annotation, biological process: regulation of DNA-templated transcription. The transcript has a single exon. The record is from RefSeq and is a predicted model, not a curated record. Gene Ontology annotation, molecular function: DNA-binding transcription factor activity; DNA binding. Lineage: Eukaryota; Viridiplantae; Streptophyta; Magnoliopsida; Poales; Poaceae.